AUGCGACCCGUAAUCGACUACAACGAAGUCAUGUUCCAUCGACUCGAAGCCGUCCACUCUCACCUGCAGGCUACACGUGGACCCAACGCAUCCACCGCCAACGGCGGUGCUCCCACCGCGCUCUUCAACCAAGGCGGAGCAAACCAGAACAACGACAUCAACGCCUACUCGGGCAGCAACAAGCAAAACAUCCUCGACCAGUACAAGAGCCUCGACGAGCUGCCGAGGCAGAUCAUGGCGAUCGUCACGCAGGAAGCCGAGAAGCACCACGAUGGUGUCCAUGUCAACUUGAUCGCCAGGAUGUUGAAGGGGGUGGAUGUGAGCGAGGUCAAGAGUGCGGUCGAGGAUUUGAGUUCCGAGGGGUAUCUGUAUACGGCUGCUGAUGACGAUCAUGUGCUGCCUACUGCGUGA
Messenger RNA from Pseudozyma hubeiensis SY62, 411 nucleotides. Its product is annotated as single-stranded DNA binding protein. Gene Ontology annotation, cellular component: site of double-strand break; chromosome, telomeric region; DNA replication factor A complex. Gene Ontology annotation, biological process: nucleotide-excision repair; double-strand break repair via homologous recombination; DNA replication. The record is from RefSeq and is a predicted model, not a curated record. The transcript has a single exon. The coding region runs from base 1 to 411 and encodes 136 amino acids. Lineage: Eukaryota; Fungi; Basidiomycota; Ustilaginomycetes; Ustilaginales; Ustilaginaceae.